CGCUGUGGCGCAGGCGCAUGUGGGAUGCUGGAGCAAUGGCAAUGGCUGGGCUCUGCAGAAUUAGGACCAAGACCUGCAUGGCACCAGCUUUUGGGAGAUGUCUACAAAAGGAGCUCUGGAUGAAGUCAUGGAAAAAGGAGGAUGCGCAGCCGCCCUGGUUGUGUGGUUCAUGGGUGCGCUUGCAGUCACAAUUGUGUGGUCCAUGGGUGCAUUUGCAGUCACAAACCCAGCACAUUAAUGGAGUUAAUAAUUACCUCGGGAGACAGCGAGAGCCGUCUGCCUGGCUGUGCCACUCGGCCCCCGCUGCUGUGGUCAGGCAAAGGGCAGCAGAUGGGAAAGCAGAAGAGUUCAAGCUGGUGUACAGGUUCCCAGGGAUCAAGUACUGCCGGAUGCUGUCCCGACUGAAGCUGCUGCAGACUGGCACCACGCUGCUCAUGCUGCCACCUGUCUGCUACCUCUACCUGCAAGACCAGGUUUCGCAGGGUAUCUUCUUGUAUACAGCUGGCAUCGCAUUCUUUGCUGGUGCAAUGCUGUAUGCUAUGAGCUACUUUUUCAGACGAAUUAUUGGAUUAAUGUACUUAAGUGAAACUGGCCAUACGGUUAAAGUGGCCCACUUGACGUUUUGGGGAAGACGAAAUGACAUUUACUGUCCCCUAGAGACGGUGAUACCUCUGGAUGAAACUGGAGAUAGCAAAGGGGAGCUGCUUCUCCAGUUCAAACGCUAUAACAGUACAGAUGUUUUAUAUUUUACACUUAGGUUUGGCCAGAUUGUAGACAGACAGAAGUUUAUGGAAAUAUUUGGAAAACCUGAGUGAUACAGCAGCUAAUGUCCAGUGAUUUUCCUUGUUGCAUGUUCAUUGUGCUUAUUCUUCUGUGAAGUUUAACUACUAAAGUGACAUACUUCUGUCAUUUUCCUAUGCAAAGCUAGCUGGUAAGUGCACUUGGUGUAUAAAGUAGCAAUGGUAAAGAGCAGUCCACUGGAUUAAGUGACUUUGUAGCUUGUUUAAGGUAUGAGCAGUGUCUCUUCCAUGUCAGAUAGUGACGUGCCUGGUGCACUCUCACCAGCAGAUCAGUCUGAAGUGCUCUACUUGGAAGGUGCAGUGGGAGGCUGUAUUAAUUACUGCUGCUGACCCCAACUGUUCCGCUGGCCUCUCAGAUGGUCCUGAAACAGGAAAAACUCUUUAAGUGCCACCAGGACAGCCUCAAUUAAUUGUUUCUUUCAGCACAUUUCAGUUUGUCUAGGAAGCCUCUUGAAAUUAAAACUCAUAUGUACAUAUGUAUGACAGUGCUGGAUGUCAGGGAGCUACAUGCUCAUGCAUUAAUGGGAGGAGCAGCAUACAAUGCUGGAUGCAGUGUGUGCGGUCCCUUGGCAAGGUCUUCCAGGACAUGAACAUAAUGGGGCAAAACAUAUUGCAAGACGCAAUGGCCAGUUCAGGUGUAAGGGUGAGGUACUGACUGGGGCUUCUCAUAGAAACCAAGGGAAAACAUACCUGAACUGUAAACUGUGAUGCUGUGGAUUACAAGGACAGUCUGAGAGCCUUUAUUCACUUUGGAUCCUCAUGAUCAUCUGAAAAUUUGGACCUGCUUUGCACAUACUCAUGUUUGUGUUUUUUUGUGGCUGACAUUUAAUCAAUGCUGUAACAAGAGUUGCAAAAACUUCAGUAAAUGUUACCAAAAUUAUCUUGUACUGUGAAUGAAGCUGUCUUCUGUGAAGGUUACUAUAUAGCCUUGAUGUGUUUACCCAUUUGGGCAUAUUUUAACAUCAAAAGCUCCUCUGCCAAAUACCCUUUCCACUCCCUAUUUCUCCAGUCUGAGUUUACCUGAAAGGAAGCAAAAGUAUGACAUCUGAAAGCAGUGUUGAAUUAAGGUUGGAAAUGUGUGCUUUGUGUUUUGUUGUGCUUGCAGGGCUGAAUACCUGUGUCUGUGACACAGUAGACUGUGUCAGUGGUCUAAUUCCAUAGCUGUUGGCACGAUUCCUCCUUUUGCAAAACCAAAACAGUAGAAAUGAGGAGCAGGAUGUAAAGCCACAUCUGCUCACUUGCUGAGCUGCCAUAAGCCAGUGAACUCCUUACACCACUCUUCUAGCUGUUAAUUCACAGCAAAUAAGCUGACCCUCACCCACAGAGACAUUUGGAGUGUUCUUUUCCCUGUGACUUCCUCAUGCAUGUUGAAACUUGCGUCUCUUGGUGGAUCAGCAGAUGCAGGUAAGUAAAAGCGCCAUGUCACUGCGUGGGCUAACCCUGAUUUACUAUUGAUUUGUGUUGAACUCUUCCUAAUGGAAACUCCAUUCUUUUAAAUUUUGGCUGACACUGUAUGGUAGAGCAAUAGUAAAAGGAGAAAUGUUCCAUGGCUAAAACAAAAUAAAGCAAAAUACAGUGGACUGUAAGCAUGCAUCAUGUUUUUUGAAGGCUUAUCUUCAUUAGAAUAUAUUUAAUACGCACCAAUGCUUCAGUUGAGGAAGGUACUAGGUGUAAAAUGAAAAGCCUGGAGAAGUUCCAUUAUAAAUAUUUUAUUUAAGAAUAUUGAUUACACGAGAUGUCAUUUGUUACGAAUCUGUGUACGGUUACUAGUUACACCAUGAAGUGUAGUUAAGUAUUUGUUUCAACAUCUAUUUGGCACUGUCCACAGGAUGCUGUAAACAAUAGUAACUUCAUAUGCUUCAGCUGCAGUGCUUCCUAAGUUAUUCUCUAACAUUUCAUCAACAUGUUGUACACAAUUAUACAGUUACUGAGUGUCAGUAAAAAUUAUAAAAACACCUAGAGUAUUCAUAAUAAAAGUGAAGAUGUGGUUAAGACUUCAAA
Messenger RNA from Melopsittacus undulatus (budgerigar), 2801 nucleotides. RefSeq names its product transmembrane protein 186 (gene TMEM186). NCBI's taxonomy places the organism in Eukaryota, Metazoa, Chordata, Aves, Psittaciformes, Psittaculidae. The coding region runs from base 18 to 815 and encodes 265 amino acids. The transcript is spliced from 2 exons. Gene Ontology annotation, cellular component: mitochondrion. The record is from RefSeq and is a predicted model, not a curated record.